UUAGACUGGAUUUUUAUAUUUUAUAAAAUAAAUACUAUGCUCUUUCACCAAACAAUUCUUCAACGUUAAAUAUUCUUGACGGUUUGGUUCUGAAACUAUGAUUCUCUUUUAGAUUUUGGUUUUCUUGAUUUCUGACCAAAAACUAAAAGAGAAUAUGUGAGCCUGAGAAAAAAAUUUCAGUUUCUUCUCCCAUUUUAUUGCUAUUUUUUAUGUUUGAUUUGCUGAGGUUUCAGCAAAUUUUUGUAUGUUCUUUAAGUUUUUCUUCUUUUAUCUGCCUAUCUUUAUCUGUGUUUGAAUCUUGAUCAAUUAAUUUUCUUUGAUCAUUUGUUGUUAGAAUCCAAAUACGUGAGCAAGAGAAAAAGAUUUGGGAAAUAAGUAAAGAUUGGAUUUUUAUGGGAAAUAUCUAAAGAUUUGGUUGAGGGGAUCAAUGAAUUGUAGCAUAUGAGCUAAAAAAUACAAUCUUGGUGAAUUGGGUUUGUUAUUUGUGGGAAGCUUUGUUAGAUUUUCUUGUAUGUAUUGACAUUAGAUGAUUUAAACGGAGUCACGUGGUUAGUGAGGAUUCAUAUAGCUGACUUCGAAUUGUUUAGGACAGAGGCGUAGUUGUUGUUAUAAGAGAAUGAGUACUAUGGGGAGGAUAGGUAGUUACAUAGGUAGAGGGGUACGUAGUGUUUCCGGGACGUUAAAUCCGUUUGGUGGUGCUGUGGAUAUCAUUGUGGUGAGGCAGCCAGAUGGGAGUUUGAAAUCGACUCCUUGGUAUGUUCGAUUUGGGAAGAUUCAGGGGGUUUUGAAGGCUAGAGAAAAUGCAGUUAAUGUAAGUGUCAAUGGCGUUGAAGCUGGUUUUCGUAUGAAUUUAGAUAAUAGAGGGCAGGCAUACUUCCUAAGGGAGCGGGACAUGGAAAAUGUAUAUUCUUUAACAACUCGAACAUCUGAACAACUUGCAACAUUGAAUCUGAAGGAGGGAAAGAAUGUGGUUGUAUUCACGUGCUCGAAACAGCAGGUUGAUGCACGUAUAUAUUUGUGGAGAUGGGACGCAAAUAUUGUAAUCUCGGAUGUUGAUGGAACAAUUACUAGGUAAAAUCAAUUCCUUUUCUAGUAUAGA
This is a messenger RNA of Solanum stenotomum, 1099 nucleotides long. Its product is annotated as phosphatidate phosphatase PAH2-like. The record is from RefSeq and is a predicted model, not a curated record. The transcript has 2 exons. Gene Ontology annotation, molecular function: phosphatidate phosphatase activity. NCBI's taxonomy places the organism in Eukaryota, Viridiplantae, Streptophyta, Magnoliopsida, Solanales, Solanaceae. The coding region runs from base 617 to 1075 and encodes 152 amino acids.